This is a messenger RNA of Oncorhynchus nerka (sockeye salmon), 3492 nucleotides long. It is a transcript of the gene stk16, whose product is annotated as serine/threonine kinase 16. Gene Ontology annotation, biological process: protein phosphorylation. Bases 796 to 1776 code for a protein of 326 amino acids. The record is from RefSeq and is a predicted model, not a curated record. Lineage: Eukaryota; Metazoa; Chordata; Actinopteri; Salmoniformes; Salmonidae. Gene Ontology annotation, molecular function: ATP binding; protein serine/threonine kinase activity. The transcript is spliced from 6 exons. Gene Ontology annotation, cellular component: cytoplasm; Golgi apparatus.
UUAUAUAUCCACCGCUAACAAACGUAAAUAUCUCCAUGUAUUUUCCUCACACGUUUAUCAAUACCUCUAUCAGAUAAUAUUGGCUGAUCAGGAUUGAUCUGCAUGCUGCCCUCUUGUAGUUUAACUUGUAUUCUCAUACCGGUGUGCCACGUUACUAAACAAAAUCGUACACUUUUGAAAAGGUUUAGGACCAAGAACCGCUGUAGGGCGGCUAGGAAAGUAACCGAAAGGUUGCUCGUUUGAAUAGUUAGGCCAGUAACCGAAAGGUUGUUAGUUUGAAUCCCCGAACUGACAAGGUCAACAAAUCUGCCGAUGUGUCCUUGAGCAAGGCACUUAGUCCUACUUUCCGUAACCCCACUCUCCAAGGUUGUCUCAGGAGGAGUUGUGAUAUGCAAAAAAACACAUUUACAAUUCACACGUGUAAAUAAGACAAAUAUAAACACCCACAAUUAUUAUCAAGCACAGGUGACAGUGAAUUAUUUUGAUAAGUGAAAUUGACACUGCAUCAAUCCUUGGACCAUAGUGGAAUGGACUGGAUUUCAUGUUUCAGUAUGUUUUUUACACAUAUAUCCCAUACUCGCCCUCUAUCUCCCAUGGCUUUCCACUUGACCUCUCACUUUCAAUUCCACUAAACCUGGUCUUUUACCUCAUAUGCACUCCAUCUCUCUCAAUUCAAUUUAAGGGGCUUUAUUGGCAUGGGAAACAUGUUUACAUUGCCAAAGCACAAGUUCCAAAAUAAAGACAUUUUGAAUGACAUAUGUCUGUAUACAGUGUUGUAGCGAUGUGUAAAUAGUUAUGGGUUGUGUCUCUCUCUCUGUCCAUCUGGGUGUUGGUGUGUUGAGUUAUGCCCCAGGGAGGAUGGGUCAGACCCUGUGUAUCUGUUCCCGCGGCUCCAUCACCAUUGACAACAAAAGAUACUACUUCAUCCAGAAACUAGAUGAAGGAGGGUUCAGCUAUGUGGACCUGGUGGAGGGGGUGCAGGACGGGCGUUUCUACGCCCUGAAGAGGAUCCUGUGCCAUGACCGGGAGGGUCGCCAAGAGGCUGAGACGGAGGUGGAGAUGCACCGUCUCUUCAGCCACCCCAACAUCCUGGGCCUGGCAGGGCACACCUUCAUAGAGAGGGGGGGCAAGAGUGAGGCCUGGAUACUGCUGCCCUACGUUCAGAAGGGCAGUCUGUGGUCAGUGCUAGAGAAGCUGAGGGACAAGGGAAGCUUCAUGCCAGAGAGACGCAUCCUGAAGGUCCUACAGGGCAUCUGUUCUGGACUGAAGGCCAUGCAUGACAGAGGCUACGCACACAGAGAUCUGAAGCCUACCAAUGUACUCCUAGAGGAGGAUGACAGGCCGCUGCUGAUGGACCUGGGUUCUAUGAACCGCUCCAGGAUGGAGGUCAAGGGGACCAGGGAGGCCAUGACAGUACAGGACUGGGCAGCUCAGAGGUGUACUAUAUCGUACCGCGCCCCUGAGCUCUUUAACGUGGAGAGCCACUGUGUCAUCGAUGACCGUACAGACAUCUGGUCUCUGGGCUGUGUACUGUACAGCAUGAUGUUCCUGGAGGGGCCCUAUGACAUGGUGUUCCAGAAGGGAGACAGUGUGGCCCUUGCUGUCCAGAACCCAGUUACCAUCCCUCAGCCAUGCAGUUACUCUGAAAGCCUGCAGAACCUGCUGAGCUCCAUCAUGGUGUCCAACCCCCAGGAAAGACCCGACGUCAACUGGAUCCUGGACCAGAUACAGGACAUGACAUGUUCCAGCCCCAACACACAGACCAAUAUGGUAUGAUGGUCCUGAUCGGGGAACCAUGGCAAGCCUGGUUCCUCUCUGGUUCCAACAUCUGUGGGUGAUGAACUUUGAACUUUAUGACCUCUGGACUGUUGUAAUGGCGACCCUGACCUUGUCGUUUUCCUCUAGUCUUAGAAGCUCAGGGGAUCCUACCCCAUACACACACCUGCUAUUCUGCAGUUGAAACCAUAUAGACUUACGUCACAGGUCCUCACUGUCCUCUAUAUGCAUGUGCAACAAUAUGCUUUGACACAGUGUCGGUCAACUCCACAUCCAGCUCACCUUGGGGAAAUUGAGAUUUGGGUGGAGCCAUUUUAUGACUGCUAGUGAAUAGGAAACCCCAUGGGUUAAACUACCAUCAGACACUAGGGUUGAAGGGGGCCCCGGACCAGGAAAAGGACCUAUGGUAAAUUCCAAACAGACGGUUUCCAUGGAAAUGUACUCGGCCAUAUCUUAUAUCAGCUUCAAAGGGAUUUUAAUAACUUUGAUUCCAGACCUGGGUUCAAUACAUGAGUAUUUGUUAUUUAAAUACUUUUUCUGUAUAUUUGAGUAUUUUCAAAUACACAGCUCAAAUGUUAUUUAUUUAUUUGAGUACUUGAAUGGUUAUUUGUAAAGACCAAAUAGUCGACCAAAUUGUAUUUGAAAGUGUUUUCAAAUACUAUUUUCAAAUACCUGGGUUAAAUGCAUGGGAGUGUAUUUGAGUGUUUUAACAUAAUUUCCAAGUGUAUUUCCAAAUCCAUUCCAAUAUUCAUCUACUUGUUUUUUCAAAUAUAGGUAAUCUGAUUGUUUUGAGAUGUAUUGAAAAGUAAUUGAAAUACCUGAAAUAGUAUUGUGAACCCAGGUCUGCUUGAUUCAUCCUUGAACUUCUUUCAAGUCCAUCGUAACUGUAUUUAUUUGUUAUCAUCACAUAAUGCUAUACUGUAACAAUUCUCUAUUUUCCAUUCAUGACACGUUCAUUUAGGCCUGUAUGUGUUUGGCAAUACCUCACAAGAUUCUGUUUUGAGUGUCAACAGGAAGAUAAGAUAAUCUGGUUUUAAGUCUCAGCAGGUUUUGCUCAGUUAACUCUCACUACAGUUGCUUGAUAGGAACUUUUUAAUGGUUUCUUUUUUAAAGCUGUUAUUUGUGUGUGUGUGUCUAUUUAAGGAGCAAUGAUUUAUUUGUCCAAUGUAUAUGCUAUAUGAACAUGUUCUAAAUAAGCAAAUGAAGUUGGAAUACAGAUGUUAUUGAUCAUUUCAGUGGAACAAUGUAGAAUGUACUGGAACUAUAAAUGGCUGUUGUUGGCUAUUUCGCACUGUUUGUAGCCUAAUUCAGCCCAUCCAGGAAUUUGAGAUAUUGUGAUAAAAUAGGGAAUUGCAUAAUACUGUUAAUACAACACUGAAGGCGCUGCUUGUUUCUCAUAAGAUUGAUGUUUUAUAGGCAUUACUUUUCUUUUUUUACAUUUGUGGUACAUCUUAAUUUGUUAUGUAUAAGAGGCCCUUUUCACGUACUUUUAGAGUUGUCUGAGGGCCUGACUUUCUAUGUUGUUGUCAUGUGGCUUUUAUUCCACUCGGGGGAGCCGUGUCCUACACGUUGGUCAAAGCAGAGGGAGUCGGGGUCUCAAAAGGUUGUCUUAGUUUGGCCAGACCUGUAGAUCUGAGGAAGACUCACUCAAUAUGUGAACAUAUGCAAAACCUCUACUCUGAUAAACACCAGGGAAUAAAAUGGUACUGAUUCUGA